This is a messenger RNA of Falco peregrinus (peregrine falcon), 3033 nucleotides long. RefSeq names its product ring finger protein 139 (gene RNF139). Gene Ontology annotation, cellular component: endoplasmic reticulum; endomembrane system. NCBI's taxonomy places the organism in Eukaryota, Metazoa, Chordata, Aves, Falconiformes, Falconidae. Gene Ontology annotation, biological process: ERAD pathway. The record is from RefSeq and is a predicted model, not a curated record. Bases 886 to 2790 code for a protein of 634 amino acids. The transcript is spliced from 2 exons. Gene Ontology annotation, molecular function: ubiquitin protein ligase activity; zinc ion binding.
GUGAGGCCCUGGGGGGGGGCGCGGGGCCCGGGCGUGGCGGCGGACGGGCCGGUGCUGCGCGCCAUGUGCGCGGGGGCCGGGGCUGCGGGCCCCGCCGCGGCGGGAAGCGUGUGGCGCCCUGCCUGCAGCUGCUUGCUUUAUUCUUACUUAAAGCCCUUUGCAUAGAGUGAUUCUUCCUGCAGCACGCCGUUAAAUCCUUAUUUUAGGGACAGCAGAAAUGCCGGGAAUUCGGUUCCCGAAAAUAAGCCUCUUGAAACUGGCCGGUGGUUGGUUUUAAGCGUUUUUAAUUUAUUUUUUUCUUGCUUGGGAUGAAGGUUGAAAAUCGCUGGUGUGACUAGGUGAUGGGAUUUCCAGUGUUGUCUUGUGUUCCUAACAUAGCCUAGGCCAGGUUGGAGCCCCGCUCUGCAAAGCGCUGUACUGGCGAUGCUGCGUCGUGUAUCGCAUCUUGGCGCUGGGAAUCCUGAGGCAGGAAGGAAAGGAGAAUCCAAAGUACAGCAAGAGUUGUUUUGCAGGCCUGCAACAUGUUGAUUUUGUGUUUUGUUUGAUGUUCAUAGUGGAAAAAAAGGGGGGGGAGGGAAGGAAAUAAGUGGUAGGGUUGUUGGGGUGAGAAGCUGAGACGAGAGGUUAGAAGGGAAGGUACACAGAAGCGUAGUGGUGACGCACCGCGGAAAUUGAGGAGCGGAGGGUAAAAACAAAGGAUAAACUUAUAGCAAGGCAGUAGCUGAGAGGAGAGCGAAGGGAGAAAGUAAACAAAACAAAGUAGGUGUUUUAUUAUUUGUGCUGUGCCCCCUUUCUUAAAGGGUGCCUGGGGGAGUCGCCGCUCCUGUGAGAAGGUCCUGCCUGCCUCCUCUGCCUGGCCCUGCAGCUGGUACCGACAGCUCGGGGAUGGGGAUGGGGAGGAUGGGGUCUUCCUCCCUGCUACCCAUUUUCUUGACCCUUUGUUCCAUGCUUCUGGAAUUGCUAAGGGCACUUCUCACUGGUGUCUUUGUGUCCAGUGUUGUUCUGGUCUUACAACAGCGAGCACUUUUCAAGUUUUAUAUGAUCGCCUCAGCAUUUCUGCUGGCUGCAACUUCAGUGUUGGUGAAUUACUAUGCUUCUUUGCACAUAAACUUCUACAGUGCCUACUACACAGCUGCGUUUGGAAUUCAGAUCUUCCCUCAUAAAGGACCUUCGCUAUGGAUGGCCCUUUCCAUCCUUCAGCUUACCUUUGGAAUUGGAUAUGUUACACUGCUGAAUGUGCAGUCCAUAUACUCUCAACUCAUCAUCCUGGAUAUACUGAUUCCUGUAAUUGGCUUGGUUGUUGAAUUACCUUUAAACGUCCGGCAGAUACUAGUUUUUAUUUCAGGCCUAGUUCUGACACUAAAUACCACAGCCAUUUUAGUUACGAAAAUUAAAUGGUUCUAUUAUUCGGUGCGGUAUGUUUAUCUGCUGGUGAGGCACAUGUAUCGCAUUUAUGGAUUACAGCUAUUGAUGGAAGAUACAUGGAAAAGGAUUCGAUUUCCAGCUGUACUGCGCGUCUUCUGGCUAUCGAGACUUACAGCACAAGCUGUGGUAUUAACGUAUGUUGUCAAGAUGGCUGAAACUAAUACAGAAGAAAAAUUCUUCUUGAUAUCGUGGGAUAACUGUUGGGAACUGAUUUGCAGUCUGAUCAUAAGUGGGUGUGACUCUACUUUAACUGUCUUAGGCAUGAGUGCCGUCAUUUCCUCAAUAGCGCAUUAUUUGGGACUUGGUAUCUUGGCCUUCAUCGGAUCAACCGAUGAGGACGACAAAAGGCUUGGCUUUGUAGCACCCGUCUUGUUUUUCAUCUUGGCCCUGCAGACUGGUUUAAGUGGACUGAAACCAGAAGAACGAUUAGUUCGCCUGAGUCGAAACAUGUGCCUUUUGUUGACCGCAGUCCUGCAUUUUAUCCAUGGAAUGACAGACCCUGUGCUGAUGUCUCUCAGUGCCUCCCACGUGUCGUCGUUUCGCAGACACUUCCCUGUACUGUUUGUUUCUGCUUGCCUUUUCAUCCUUCCGGUUCUGCUCAGUUACAUCCUCUGGCACCACUAUGCACUAAAUACUUGGCUUUUUGCAGUUACAGCAUUCUGUGUAGAGCUCUGCCUAAAAGUAAUAGUUUCUAUCACUGUUUAUAUAUUGUUUAUGAUUGAUGGCUACUAUAAUGUGCUAUGGGAAAAACUUGAUGAUUAUGUCUAUUAUGUUCGUUCAACUGGCAAUAUUAUUGAGUUUAUAUUUGGAGUAAUCAUGUUUGGAAAUGGAGCUUACACAAUGGUCUUUGAAUCGGGAAGCAAGAUUCGUGCGUGCAUGAUGUGUCUGCACGCGUACUUCAACAUCUAUUUGCAAGCAAAGAAUGGCUGGAAAACUUUUAUAAAUCGCCGGACUGCUGUUAAGAAAAUAAACUCGCUUCCAGAAGUAAAAGGAAGUCGGUUACGUGAAAUAGAUGACGUCUGUGCAAUCUGCUACCAUGAGUUCACCACCUCUGCUCGCAUUACUCCAUGCAACCAUUACUUUCAUGCACUUUGUCUUCGGAAGUGGCUGUACAUUCAGGACACUUGCCCGAUGUGCCAUCAGAAAGUGUAUAUUGAGGACAAAGAAAACACCGGUAUCUCUAACAACAAUGGCUUUGUGGCACCAAAUGAAAAUCCUGUACAAGCUGCAGAAGAAGCUGCUGAUGCUGAAAAUGAAUUAAAUGAAGAUAACGACAGUUCUGACAGCGAUGAGGAAGACAGUGACUGUGUGGCACAGCACUUGAACGAGACUCUUAAUGUCGACUCCAACUCUCUUGGUGAUUAAGAUGUCCUUUAAGCCGUGAGUUAUUUGUUCGAGAUUGACUUCAACAGAAUAAAAGUAUCACUUUGUAGUUAUUGUACUUAAGCACAACAGCAGUAUCUCAAUGUUGAGUCUGUGAAUGGUGGUUGUUUACUGUGGUGUGUGCUACUGUAAAUAUACCUCUAAUUUUUGCUGGUCUCUUUAAUGACCACCUUAAAAUUAUGUACAUUAUUGUACAUGGAAUAAAAUGUUUUCACAUGUUUUUAA